CCUCUCCUCUCCUCUCCUCUCCUCUUCCUCUCAUCACACCCUCAUAUACGAUACUUUCUAAAACCAGAACCCAGAAAGAACCAAACAAGAAGAGAGAGAGAGAAAGAGAAAUGAAACAACUCAAAUUCCUCGUCAUCGGCGCCGGCUCCAGAGGAAACGCCUACGCGCGCGCCGUCACAACCUCCACCCCAGCAUGCAUCUCCGCCGUGGCAGAGCCAGACCCUUACAAACGUCGGGUCUUCGGGGAAACCUAUAUCUGGGGUAGUCCAGAUCCAAAGCCAAAACCAGGCCAGGAGUUCUCAGACUGGAGGGAGUGGGUUUCCUACGAGAGCCGUCGACGCUCAGCCCAAGCCAACCCGGAAAAUCAAGGGGAAGCAGCAGAAGAAGGCGUCGUUGACGGGGUCUUCAUCUGCACCCUGGACGAAACCCAUAUCGAGAUCCUGGAAGCCCUGACCCCGUUCCAGGAUCUGCAUAUCCUAUGCGAAAAGCCUCUGGCGCUCUCCCUGCGCGACUGUUUGUCCGUUUACGCGGCGAGGAAGGACGCCCCCGCUGUGUUUUCCAUCGGGCAUGUCCUGCGGUAUAGUCCGCAUAACCUUGUCCUCUGGGACCUGCUGCAUCGGGGAAAGGCCAUCGGGGAUAUCGUUUCGCUCGAACAUACCGAGCCUGUCGGGUACUGGCAUUUCGCGCACAGUUAUGUGCGCGGGAACUGGAGACGGGCUACGACGCCCGCGGGCGACGACGGAUCCUUACUGACGAAAUCAUGCCACGAUUUGGAUUUUAUUCUGUGGAUUCUUGCGCCGUCCCUUACUCCUCCUUCUUCUACUUCUACUUCUACUUCUACUUCUACUUCUACUGCGGGUACGACUACUACAACUACCACCUCUCGAUCGAAAUCAACUCAACCCCAACUAAGAACAAUCUCCUCCACCGGCCACCUCACUCAGUUCCGCCGCGCCCGGAAACCCCCCGCGGCCGGCCCCGCAACAAACUGUCUCUCGUGCCCGAUUGAGCGAGAAUGCCUCUACAGCGCCGUGCGCAUAUACCGAGACCACCACCUCGCCCGCGGCAUCCGCGGCUGGCCCGUGAAUAUCGUGUGUCCCGACAUCGAAGAGUACGCGGGGAACCACCCGCCGCACGAGAGCGAAGCGCACCUCCUGGCCCGGCUACGUGAAGACUACGACGAGGCCGAGGACGCGACGACCCGCGCGGCGGAAAUCGCCACGAGACCAUGGUAUGGCCGGUGUGUAUGGGAGAGCGACAAUAACGUUUGCGACGAUCAGCUGGUGACGUUGUCUUGGGAUGGUGGGCCCUCUGUGACUCCUGGUGCGGGGGCUGGUGCGGGGGCCGGUGUAACGGCUCUCUUCCAUAUGAUUGCGCCCACGGAGAAACAGUGCGAACGGCGCGGAAGAGUCUACGGCACCCGUGGCGAGAUCGAGUACGAUUCGCGCACGAUCUCAAUCUUCUCGUUUGACACGCGCGAAACCAGGGUGGUGGAGAUCCCGAAACAGCCUCCCGAAGAGCAGGAGUCGCAUGGUGGUGGGGAUUACGGGCUUACGCGGGGGUUUGUCGCUGCCGUGGACAAGGUGGUGAAUGCGGGCUGGGACGUGGAGAAGGCACAGCAGGAGUUUGUGGGCUGUUCAUUGGAGGAUGUGGUGAGGAGCCAUGCCGUGGUAUUUGCAGCCGAGGAAGCCAGGAGAGAGGAGAAAGUGGUAAAAUGGAGGGAGUGGUGGGAGGCCAAGUUAAAGGAGGCUGGCAUUGUCUAAUUUGUUCUACCCUAGUAUUACUCUCUCUCCCCCCUCUAUAUAUACCCUAGUUAAAAUAGGGAAAUGUAAUGUGAUCAACUGCAUU
This is a messenger RNA of Aspergillus ochraceoroseus IBT 24754, 1848 nucleotides long. Its product is annotated as Gfo/Idh/MocA family oxidoreductase. Lineage: Eukaryota; Fungi; Ascomycota; Eurotiomycetes; Eurotiales; Aspergillaceae. The record is from RefSeq and is a predicted model, not a curated record. Gene Ontology annotation, molecular function: nucleotide binding. Bases 111 to 1763 code for a protein of 550 amino acids. The transcript has a single exon.